AUGGGGCGGGCAGGCUGGGCACGGACACAGGACCUCCCGAGGCCAGGCUGGGGCUCGCAUGGGGCGGGCAGGGACCCCCGUUCUGGACCCCCGUCUGGCACCCCGCUGGCCACAGGGCCAGGCUGGGCUUCGGCGGGGGACCCCCUGGCCACAACGGCAGGCUGGGGGCUUGGCGGGCAGGACCCCCGUCCUGGCACCCAGGGCCAGGCUGGGCUUGGUCAUGGGGCGGGUCGGACCCCCUGGCACCAACAGGGCCAGGGGGGCUUCGGGGGCGGCAUGACCCCCCCGUCUGGCACCACAGGGCCAGGCUGGGGCUUCGGCAUGGGGGCGGGCAGGCACCUGGCACCAACAGGGCCAGGCGGGCGGCCCGUCUGGGCCGGCAGGGACCCCCCGUCCUGGCAGGCCAGGCUGGGGGCUUGCAUGGGGCGGCAGGUAUGCCGUCUUGGCAGCACAGGGCCAGGCUGGGCGCUUCGCAUGGGGCCGGUCUGGCAACCAACAAGCAUGGCACCAAGGAGCCACACUGGACCCCCGCUGGCACCACAACCACUCUGGGGGCAUGGGGCGGGCAGGACCCGUCUGGCACACAGGGCAGGCUGGGGGCUUUGGGGCGGCAUGGGCGGGCAAGGCGGCCAGGACGGGGCCCCGCUGGCACCACAGGGCCAGGCUGGGGGCUUCGGCAUGGGCGGGCCAGGACGCCCCGUCUGGCCAGGCCUGGGCUUUCGGCACAGGGUUGCCUGGCCAGGCUGGGGCUUCGGCAUCGGGCAGGCGCUGGCACCACAGGCAGGCUGGGGGCUUCGGAUGGGGCGGCAGUGA
Molecule: messenger RNA, 813 nt
Organism: Pomacea canaliculata
Lineage: Eukaryota; Metazoa; Mollusca; Gastropoda; Architaenioglossa; Ampullariidae
Product: translation initiation factor IF-2-like
Exons: 1
Coding region: 1-813 (270 amino acids)
Source: RefSeq, a predicted model, not a curated record